This is a messenger RNA of Myxozyma melibiosi, 1762 nucleotides long. RefSeq names its product NUC091 domain-containing protein. Gene Ontology annotation, cellular component: nucleolus. NCBI's taxonomy places the organism in Eukaryota, Fungi, Ascomycota, Lipomycetes, Lipomycetales, Lipomycetaceae. The transcript has 2 exons. The coding region runs from base 172 to 1638 and encodes 488 amino acids. The record is from RefSeq and is a predicted model, not a curated record. Gene Ontology annotation, molecular function: GTP binding.
AAAUUUUCUUUGGCGGCCGUGCUCAAAAUUUUUUUCCUCUCUUUAAAUACCCAGCCUGCUCUCUCCCCAACCUCUCUUUCUUUGUUCCAGUCACACUCUGUCGACCCUCCAGGAGUUUCUUUACGCCGGGUUCAAUCUCUGAUUGAGAGUUGCUAGAGCAAGAUCAGAACAAUGGGUGUCGCUAAAAAGGAAAAGAGCCGCGUCCAGCGGCAAGGUAGCGAUAAGCCCGGUAACUUGAAGCUCAAGGGCGAGAACUUUUACCGGGACACCGCCAAAGUGAAGCGUCUGAAUAUGUACAAGGAAGGACGUGCUCAGCGAAACGCGCAGGGUGAAAUCACAAAGGCUGCGUCGUUUCAGUCCACAGAGGUUCCCACUGCUCGGGUAGAGCCUAACCGUCGCUGGUUUGGAAAUACUCGAGUUAUUGCUCAGCAUACCCUGGAGCAAUUCCGCGAGGCGCUCAGUGCUACCAGAAAGAACCCUUACCAGGUUCUUCUGCGGCAGAACAAGCUCCCCAUGUCUUUGCUUGAAGAGCAGACGCAUGUGGAAACCCCCAAGUCAACCGUUGUUGAAACCGAGCCGUUCAGCAAGACUUUCGGACCCAAAGCCCAGCGCAAGAGGCCUAAGGUCAACGUUGGAUCUCUCGAUGAUCUGGCUGAGAAGACUGUUCAAGACUUUGAGUCAUACGAGCAGAAACUCGAGAACCAGGCGAUGAUGUCGGUUGCCGCUCCGACUGACUGGAUCCAGGAGGCUCGUGAUGCAAUUUUCUCCAAGGGUCAGUCCAAGCGAAUCUGGAACGAGCUCUACAAGGUCAUUGAUUCUUCCGAUAUCGUUGUUCAUGUCCUCGACGCUCGUGACCCUCUUGGAACUCGUUGCCAGUCUGUCGAGCAGUAUAUUAAGAAGGAAGCCCCCCACAAACAUCUGAUUUUCAUCUUGAACAAGUGUGAUCUGGUACCAACCUGGGUUGCUGCUACCUGGGUCAAGAGACUAUCCAAAGACUACCCCACCCUGGCUUUCCACGCGUCCAUCAAGCACUCUUUCGGAAAGGGCACUUUGAUCCAGCUGCUGCGCCAGUUCUCUGUCCUCCACUCAGACCGCAAACAAAUCUCUGUCGGAUUCAUCGGCUAUCCCAAUACUGGCAAAUCCUCCAUCAUCAACACCAUUCGCCAAAAGAAGGUCUGCACCGUCGCGCCAAUUCCCGGCGAGACCAAGGUUUGGCAGUACAUCACGCUGAUGAAGCGUAUCUACCUCAUCGAUUGCCCCGGUGUCGUGCCUCCUAGUACGAAAGACACCGAGACCGAUAUCCUGCUCCGUGGAGUCGUUCGAGUCGAGAACGUCUCCAACCCCGAGCAAUACAUCCCUGCUCUUCUCGAACGCUGCAAGCCGGCUUAUCUCGAGAAAACCUACGAGAUCUCGGGCUGGAACAACGCUCACGAGUUCUUGGAGUUGCUCGCGCGUAAGGGUGGUCGCUUGCUGAAAGGUGGCGAGGCGGACGAGACCGGAGUUGCAAAGAUGGUGCUUAACGAUUUCAUGCGUGGCAAGAUCCCGUGGUUCAUUCCCCCUCCGUUCGACGAGUCCGAGGAGAAGGAAUCUGCGGAAGCUGAUGCUCCUGCGAAGGAGUCUUCCAACGUUGCAGAGUGAUUUCGUACCGCUUUAUGAGUUUUGGGGCAGAAAGAGCUUGGAUUUCAUGGUGUAGGAAACGGGUGGGGAGUGUAUGUUUAUUUUUACUGGGUAUUACGGAAUCGGUUUACUAAAAAGUGUUCAU